Messenger RNA from Chenopodium quinoa (quinoa), 706 nucleotides. RefSeq names its product thioredoxin H2-like. The transcript has 3 exons. The coding region runs from base 152 to 511 and encodes 119 amino acids. Gene Ontology annotation, molecular function: protein-disulfide reductase activity. NCBI's taxonomy places the organism in Eukaryota, Viridiplantae, Streptophyta, Magnoliopsida, Caryophyllales, Amaranthaceae. The record is from RefSeq and is a predicted model, not a curated record.
UCAACUUCAGAAAUGAAGGCAUCUGAUACCAGGUUGGAGAAGGGGAAUCUACAAUGAUCAUCAACUUAUUAUCUCUAUAAAUUCCUCCUUCAAGCUUAUCAUUCACCAAGAAUUACAGAUUUCCAAACUUAGCUUCCACCUGCAUCCUGAAAUGGGGAUUCGCAUUUCCCGUGGCAUACCACCAGCAGUCGUCGAAAUUCAUUCUACUGACCAAUGGAGUUCACAUUUGGAAUCCUCGAAGAAUUCUGACAAACUGAUGGUGGUAGACUUCUCAGCUUCUUGGUGUGGACCAUGCCAAUACAUGGAACCGAUUGUCAAAGAUCUCUCAACAAAGUACAGAGAUGUUGAGGUUGUCAAAAUCGAUGUAGAUGAGCUUUCGGAUGUUGCCAGUGAAUUCGGGGUUGAUGCGAUGCCAACCUUCGUAUUUUUUAAGAAGGGGAAAGAGGUUGACAGGCUUAUUGGUGCUAAUAAGGGUGAACUUAAGGAGAGAAUCUCAAAACACCGAAAUUAACAGAAAACUUAUUUACAAAUUUGUAAGAAAUGUAAUCAUUGUGUACCUUAUGAACUGGCUCACUGCAUGAGUAUUCUGCAGGAGAAGUUUUCUUUUUCGUUUCUUCGAUUGACUUGUAUAUUCUUGGUUGAUUCCGAAUUGAAAAUCAGUACCGAAUGCUGAUCGUACUUAAAGCUUGAUGUUAUUGAAGUAUCA